AUGCGUCGGAUUGCGAUAAAGCCGGAGGAGCAGACGACCCACUCGGUGACCCAAGUCGGCGUGUCUGGGCACCGUUUGCGCGCAUGCAACAAGCAAUCACAGGGCGCCGAUACCCACCGACUCGGCGACACACUUGACCGCCGACCGAUGCCAAAUCCUGUCAGCUGGGGCCUCCAGAGGGGGCUCGAGACGAGCCCCACUAAACGACGCACUUCUGACAUACACCCACCUCCUUACACACACACACACACACACACAGACAGAAUUUCUGCCAUAGGUACCGAGCAUGAAGCUGUGUGGUUCGAGUCCCGUCACUGCGAGGCCCUCACGGACGGUGCUCGAGUCGACACAGCACCAGAGGCAAGAGGGACGGCCGUAUGA
This is a messenger RNA of Protopolystoma xenopodis, 381 nucleotides long. The record is from the annotation of a GenBank genome assembly. Lineage: Eukaryota; Metazoa; Platyhelminthes; Monogenea; Polystomatidea; Polystomatidae.